Peronospora matthiolae is the source of this 1014-nucleotide messenger RNA. The record is from the annotation of a GenBank genome assembly. Lineage: Eukaryota; Oomycota; Peronosporomycetes; Peronosporales; Peronosporaceae.
AUGGACAAGUCGGCGCUGUCUACGAUCAUCGUGCUGCUGUUCUUGCUUGCAGCCCAAGCACAUGCCCUCGAGUGUCAAGAGAUCACCAUGCCGUCACGCGCUCAUGGCUUUGUCUCGACCAUUCAGACCGAGGAAGACCUAGUGCGCGAUGCUGGAAGAGAAUUGCAAAGCACGACAAGCAGUUACGAAGGCCAUGAUGCCAAGAACGUGGGGGCUGCUCGCAGUGCCGUUCGAUGCAGCGAACCCGAGUCAUCGACUACAACCUCGAGCACGAACAGAACCGCAUCGGAUGCCGCCGAGCCUCCCCAGCUCACCAGAGCUCGGUCGCCCACGUUGGUAUCCUCAAGCAUCAACGAAGUCAAUGUUACAUCCAAUGUAGCCACGCGAUUUCAAGACAGCAACGAGACCGUGAUUGGCUCACGCUCCGAAUCCGGCGUUAGCACUGUGGGGACCGUCAAGUUGAACUCAACGGCAGCACCUCAAGCCUCUGUCUCGUCCAGCACGCCGCUCCCUUCCUCCCCAGUCUAUAAGAUCGCCAACAGUCAACCUGAAGAAGCUGCACCAACAGUCGAUGAUAACAUUCCCUAUCACUCGAGCAAGACUCUGGAUCCUUCCAUCGAGCGGAUGCCCGUCAAAAGCAGCUUUCUCGAGCUCUCGAGCUCUCCCACCCAAGUCGAAGAUGGCGGCGCACGGACCUCCGUCUCCAGUCCCACCAGCAAAGAGACAGUGUCAACAGGGAAAGCGUCAGUAGCCGACCAGUCUGCCAGCAGCGCGCAGACAAAAGUCGAUCCGAGAGGCUCCACGUCCAGUUCCUCUUCAGCGACCAACCUGCUCUUCUACUCGUGCCUCGUGGUGGGCGUUGCAGGUCUCGUUGGGGCCGUUCUUGCGUACAGUAUCGAGUGGCGAGCAGGUGCAAAGGACAGCGACGGGACGUCAAUGCACGCAACGACGUGGCCGUCGCGCCCCAGCGAAGUGCACGUUGUCAUGGACGGUCGCAACUUUGCCAUUUUAUAA